AUGGCGACCCCGCGAGUGGCGCGCGGCGGGGCCGGGAGCCCGGCGUCCGAGGCGUCGUCCCCGCCGGUCCUCGCGCUCAGCCACUUCUGCGGGUCUCCCUUCGUGAGCUUCGGGGCGGUGCGCGUGGGCGCUGCGCGGACGCGGGCGCUGGUGCUGCACAACCCCCACGAGGAGGCGCUGGCCGUGGAGUUAUCGCUGCGGCGGGCCGCGGGCCUGGGCUUCAGCGUGUGGCCGCGCCGCUGCGAGCUGCAGCCUAAAGAAAAAAUUACCCUUUCUAUAAGCUGGACACCACUGAAAGAAGGGCGAGUAAGAGAGAUUGUGACAUUUCUUGUAAAUGAUAUUCUGAAACACCAAGCUAUAUUACUAGGAAAUGCAGAAGAGCCAAAAAAGAAAAAGAGAAGCCUUUGGAAUACGAUUAAUAAGAAGAAAUUUCCAGCUUCAAGACACAAUAAAAAGAUUUCAAAAAUUCAAAAUGUUAAUGAAACAUUUAAUGUUUCACAAAACUUUGGCAUACGUAGGAGCCCACUGCAAGCAUGUGAAAAUUUGGCCAUGAAUGAAAGCUAUUCUCCAUUAGAAAAGAAUUCGUUAACCCUUGAAGAAAAUAAAAUAUCCAUCUCACCUAUUAGCCCUACUUUCAAAGAAGGCCAGAAUGAAACCUGCUUGCCACUUCAUUUACGUCGAUCCACAGCCUACUCAUCUCUUUAUGUUUCAGAUGGAGAACAAUUAAAAGUACAGCAUGCCAACAUCUUAAAAGACAUUAAUUAUAACGAAGAAGUAAUAACUAAAACUUACAUUACUUCCAUUAAUCUUAGUGGCCAAAGUGAAGAGAAUUGUAAAAUUAUUCUGACCCCAAAUGGUUCUCCAACUUUGAACACUAUGCAUAGCCAAGGAAAAUUUCUAAGCCCUGACUCUUUUGUAAAUAACAGCCGUGCUUCUAAUAAUGAGGUAGGAUUAGUGAGGUGUCUUUCAUCAGAUACAUUUAUGAAAGAAAACUCAAAAUCUUUGUGUUUGGAAUCUAAAGCUGUACAUGAAGUUUGUAGAACAAUUUUAAGUCCAGAUUCAUUCUUAAAUGAUAAUUAUGGAUUAAAUCAGGACCUAAAAUCAGGGUCAGAUCCUAUUUUAUCUCCAAGUCAAUUUGUAAAAGAUAACAUGGUGCAUAGAUGUAUUCCUCAGCACACAUGUAAAGUGUCAACAUUAUCAAAUAAAAAUUCUGGUGUCCCACAGUCUUCCCAGGGUUGGAGAAAAAAUGAAGCUUUAGCAUAUAAUCGUGAAUGCCAACAUUUUAAAACUCCCAAAGUUAAUUUUGAAGAACAAAAACCAAUAGAAGUGAAGUCAGAUAAAUACAGUUUUAGGAAACAAAGUUAUCCUAAGUCUUCUGAAAGUCAAGUUGCUUCUCAUCAUAGCUCUAAAAAACAGCCUAAGAGACGUCCAAUACUUUCUGCCACUGUUACUAAAAGGAAACCCUACUGUGUCAAAGAAAACCAAGGUGAGAUCAAUAAACCAAAAGCUAAAAGAUGUCUCAAUAGUAUAGUAGGUGAAUAUGAAAAAACAGUAGAUAACCAAAAAGAGAGAGAAGCUUUUCAUUCUUAUCUUCCAGUCAUAAAGCCAGUAUUAAGUGAACCUCAGAGUUACAAACAUGAAGUCACUCCAACUACAGUUGCUCGGAAAAGGAAGAGUGAUAUCAACACAGAAGACUCAAAUAUGAAGGUUGCUGUUACAGAACACACAGAAGUGUAUAAAAUCAAAAGAAUCCAUUUUUCUCCCUUAGAAUCUAGAGUAUCAACUGUUACAAAAACCAAAAAGAGGGUAACGCCAGUCUCAAAAUAUAUUACCAGUCGGGAGAAAUUAAGCCAGAAAAAGAAAAUUGAUUCACUACUAUUUAAAACUCCUGUUUCUAAAACAAAGAAAAGGACAAAGCCCAUUGUUGCUGUGGCACAGUCAAAUUUGACCUUCAUAAAACCAUUAAAAACAGAUAUUCCUAGGCAUCCAGUGCCAUUUGCUGCAAAAAACAUGUUUUAUGAUGAACGCUGGAAGGAAAAGCAGGAACAGGGUUUUACUUGGUGGCUAAAUUUUAUUUUAACUCCUGAUGAUUUCAGUGUAAAAACAAAUGUUCCUGAAGUAAAUGCUGCUACUCUUCUUUUGGGAGUGGAGAAUCAACAUAAAUUAAGUGUCCCUAGAGCACCUACUAAAGAUGAAGUGUCUCUCAGAACUUACACUGCUCGCUGCAGGUUGAAUAGACUACGUCGCACAGCAUACCAUUUGUUUACUUCUGAAAACAUGGUCAAAGCUAUUAAAAAGCUAGAAAUUGAAAUUGAAGUUGGGCGGUUAAUUGUUCGAAAAGAUAGACACCUCUGGAAAGAUAUUGGAGAACGUCAAAAAGUUCUCAAUUGGCUUUUGUCAUAUAAUCCUUUGUGGCUUCGAAUUGGCCUAGAGACAGUAUAUGGAGAGCUGAUCUCUUUAGUAGACAACAGUGAUGUCACAGGGUUAGCUGUGUUUAUUCUGAACCGCUUACUUUGGAAUCCUGAUAUAGCAGCUGAAUACAGGCACCCCACUGUUCCUCAUCUGUAUAGAGAUGGUCAUGAAGAAGCUUUGUCUAAGUUUACAUUGAAAAAGUUACUGUUGUUAGUCUGUUUCCUUGAUCAUGCUAAAAAUUCAAGACUUAUUGACCACGAUCCUUGUCUCUUCUGUAAAGAUGCUGAAUUUAAGGCUAGCAAAGAACUGCUGCUGGCUUUUUCACGAGAUUUCCUCAGUGGUGAAGGCGACCUUUCCCGUCACCUUAGCUUAUUGGGAUUACCUGUGAGCCAUGUCCAGACACCACUUGAUGAAUUUGAUUUUGCUGUUACAAAUCUUGCUGUAGAUUUGCAAUGUGGGGUACGCCUUGUGCGAACUAUGGAGCUUCUCACACAGAACUGGAAUCUUUCCAAAAAACUCAGGAUUCCUGCAAUAAGUCGUCUUCAAAAGAUGCACAAUGUUGAUAUUGUACUUCAAAUUCUUAAAUCACGAGGAAUACAAUUAUGUGAUGAGCAUGGGAGUGCUAUCCUAUCUAAGGAUAUUGUGGAUAGACACAGAGAAAAAACACUUGCAUUACUUUGGAAAAUAGCAUUUGCUUUUCAGGUGGAUAUUUCCCUAAAUUUAGAUCAAUUAAAGGAGGAAAUUGAUUUUUUAAGACGCACACAUGGUAUAAUAAAAGCAAUGUCUGCACUAUCAUGCCAUUCUGAUUCUGUUCCGAAUAAGAAAAAAGACAAAAGGAAUAGUGGGUCCUUUGAACAAUACAGUGACAGUGUAAAGUUAUUGAUGGAUUGGGUAAAUGCUGUUUGUGCCUUCUAUGAUAAAAAGGUGGAAAAUUUUACUGUAUCUUUCUCAGAUGGCCGUGUGUUAUGUUAUCUGAUCCACCAUUACCACCCUUGCUAUGUACCUUAUGAUGCUAUAUGUCAGCGUACUACUCAGUCUGUGGAAUGUGCGCAAACUGGUUCCAUCCUAUUAAAUUCUUCCUCUGAAUCUGAUGGCAGCUGUCUGGAUCUGUCUCUUGAAGAAUUGGAUCAAGGAAAUGUCCCGAAACUAUAUAAAGAACUUCUAGAAAAUGAAAAGAAAAAUUUUCAUUUGGUGAGGACUGCCACCAGAGACCUUGGUGGUAUUCCUGCUAUGAUUCAUCACUCAGACAUGUCAAACACGAUUCCAGAUGAGAAGGUAGUUAUUACCUAUGUAUCAUUUCUCUGUACGAGGCUCUUGGAUCUCCGCAAAGAAAUAAGAGCUGCUCGACUCAUACAGACAAUGUGGAGAAAAUAUAAACUGAAAAGAGAUCUCAAAUGCCAUCAGAAGAGAAACAAAGCUGCAAGAAUUAUUCAGUCAGCCAUACGCAACUUUCUAACCAGAAGAUGGUUGAAGAAAGAGGUUAAUGCAGUGCUCAUCAUUCAAAAAUACUGGCGAAGAGUCUUAGCCCAAAGAAAGUUACUAAUACUGAAACAGGAAAAUAUGGAAAAACUUCAAAAGAAAUCAGCAUUACUCAUUCAGGUUUGUUGGAGACGCUAUUUCACUCGCAAACAAUUUUUGAAAUUGAAAUAUUAUUCAAUCAUCCUUCAAUCUAGAAUAAGAAUGGUAAAAGCUGUUAGAUUUUAUAGACACUGUCUUUGGGCCAUAGUCACAAUUCAGAGGCAUUGGCGUGCUUGUUUAAUAAGAAAAGAAGAUCAGCAAAGAUAUCAACUGCUCAAGUCAUCAUCUCUCAUAAUCCAGUCUGCGUUCAGGAGGUGGAAGUGGUGUAAAUUACAACUACAAACAAAAGCUGCCAUCACACUGCAACGGGCUUUCCGACAGUGGCGUUUCAGGAAAGAUGCCAGAGAAAAGUCUGCUGUUGUCAUACAGUCCUGGUACAGGAUGUCCAAGGAAGUACAGAGGUACCUUCAUGCCAGAUCCUGUGUCAUUGUCAUUCAGAGAAGGGUUCGGUGCUUUCAAGCUCAAAAGUUAUAUAAAAGAAGGAAAGAAUCUGUACUGACCAUCCAGAGGUACUUCAGAGCCUACUUGAAAGGAAAGCUUGUGCGCACUGACUAUUUGCAGAAACGAGCUGCAGCCAUUAGACUACAGGCUGCUUUCAGGGGAAUGAAAGCUCGUACUUUGCACAGACAGAUUAGAGCUGCUUGUGUUCUACAGUCAUAUUGGAAAAUGAGGCAGGAAAGAUUGGGAUUCUUAAACCUUAAGAAGAUGGUUAUCAAAUUGCAGGCGCUUGUAAGAAAACAUCAACAAUUACAGAAAUAUGAGAAGAUGAGGAAAGCAGCCAUUAUAAUUCAGACUCAUUUCCGAUCAUCCAUUUCUGCCAGGAAAGUUCUAGCAUCUUAUCAGAAAACACGGUCUGCUGUCAUUGUUCUACAGUCUGCCUGGAGAGGGAUGCAAGCCAGGAAGAUGUUUAUUUAUACCCUAACAUCGGUCAUAAAGAUUCAGUCAUAUUAUCGUGCCUAUAUAUCCAGAAGGAAAUUUCAGAGUCUCAGAAAUGCUACAAUAAAGUUACAGUCAAUUGUCAAAAUGAAACAGGCACGCAAAGAAUAUUUACAUUUAAGAGCAAGUGCACUGUUCAUCCAGUGGUGGUACCGUUCCCACAAAUUAGGUGCACAAAAGAGAAAAGAGUAUGUACAGAUGCGUGAAGCUUGCGUCAAAGUGCAAGCUUUUGUUAGAGGACACCUGAUUCGAAAGCAGAUGAGGCUGCAAAGAAAAGCAGCUGUUUUUCUACAGUCUUACUUUAGAAUGAGAAGGGCGAGGCUGCAGUACCUGAAAGUUUAUAAAGCAGCUCUUGUCAUUCAGAGUUCUUACUGUGCCUACAGAGCAGGCGUCAAUCAAAGGAAGAACUUUUUGCAAGUCAAGAGAGCAGCCAUUUGUUUGCAAGCUGCCUACAGAGGUUAUCAAGUACGCCAGCUCAUCAAGCAUCAAUCUGUGGCUGCUGUGAAGAUACAAACUGCUUUCAGAGGCUAUAGUGAAAGGAUGAAGUAUCAAUGUGUACUUCAGGCAACAAUGAAGAUUCAGAGAUGGUACAGGGCACACAAGACUGCCUGUGACAUAAGAACACAGUUUUUAAAGUCAAGAGCGGUUGUGAUUUCCCUCCAGUCUGCCUACCGAGGCUGGAAAGUCCGGAAGCAGCUCACAAGGGAACAUGAGGCUGCCAUGAAGAUUCAGUCUGCCUUUAGAAUGGUCAAGGCCAAGAAGCAGUUUCAAAUGUUGAAAGCAGCAGCAUUAGUCAUACAGCGGCAGUUCAGGGCAUGGACUGCAGGCAAGAAGCAGCGCAUGGAAUAUAUUGAACUCCUCCAGGCGGUGCUGGUGCUUCAGGCAACAUGGAAGGGGAAAGAAGUAAGAAAACAGAUUCAGAGGUGGCACAAAUGUGCUGUCAUAAUCCAGUCAUGCUACAGAAUGCAUGUUCAGCAGAAGAAGUGGAAAAUCAUGAAGAAGGCUGCUUUUCUGAUUCAAAUGCACUAUAGGGCUUACCAGGUUGGGAAAGAACAACAUCAUUUAUAUUUGAAAACAAGAGCAGCUGUAAUAAUUCUGCAGGCAGCUUACCGUGGCAUGAAAGUAAGAAAAAGGAUAAAGAAUUGUCAACAGGCAGCAGUCACUAUACAGUCUAAAUUCAGAGCUUACAAAACCCAGAAGAAAUAUACAAACUAUAGAACUUCAGCUAUUAUAAUUCAGAGAUGGUAUCGAAAUAUUAAAGUUACAACUCAGCAGCAUAAGGAAUAUCUAAAUUUAAAGAAGGCAGCAAUUAAAAUACAGGCUGUUUUUAGAGGUAUUAGAGUAAGAAGACAUAUUCAAUAUCAACACAUGGCAGCCACGUCUAUCAAAGCCAUGUUUAAAAUGUACCAGUCAAGAGUAAGAUACCACACAAUGAGAAGAGCAGCUAUUGUAAUUCAAGUGAGGUACAGAGCAUAUUGUCAGGGUAAGAUUGAGCGUGAACAGUACCUGUCAACUUUGAAGGCUAUUAGAACUGUUCAGGCAGGGUUUAGAAGAACAAGAGUUCGACAGGCUGUGAUAAAGAGGCAGGUCGCAGCAACCCUCAUUCAGUCAUACUAUAGAACAUACAGGCAGCAGACUUUCUUCAAUAAGUUAAAGAAGGCAACAAAAAUAGUGCAGCAACGAUACCGAGCAGUGAAAGAAAGAAACAUACAAUUUGAGAGUUACAGAAGAUUGAGGCAUUCUGUAAUAUGCAUCCAAGCUGCUUUUAGAGGGAUGAAAACAAGGAGACAGUUAAAAGUUAUGCAUUUAGCUGCCACUCAUAUUCAAAGGAAAUAUAGAACUCUAAUGAUAAGAAGGAAAUUCCUGUACUUCAAGAACACUGUCAUUUGUAUUCAGAGAAAAUAUCGUGCAAAUCGUCAUGCAAAGUAUCAGCUACAACAAUUUCUGCUGCAAACAGCAGUUCUUACAAUCCAGUCAUCAUACAGGGGAUGGGUUGUAAGGAAAAGGGUGCAAGAAAUGCACAGGGCUGCAACACUCAUUCAGGCUAUUUUCCGAAUGCACAGAGCACUUAUAAGAUAUCAGGCUAUGAAACGAGCCUCAAUUGUGGUACAAAGACAAUUCCAAGUAAACAGAGCUGCGAAACUGCAGAGGCAACAUUUCAUCAGACAAAGACAUGCUGCUGUGAUCAUCCAGGCUGCCUUUAGGGGUAUGAAAACUCGAAGCCAUAUGAAGAGUAUGCAUUCUUCUGCAACCCUGAUUCAGAGUAGAUUUAGGGCUUUAGUGAUACGGAGGAGAUUUCUUUCUCUCAAAAAGGCUGCUGUAUUUGUUCAGAGGAAAUACCGUGCCACCGUAUGUGCCAAGCAUGCAUUACACCAAUUCUUGGAGUUACGAAAAGCAGCUAUUGUAAUACAGUCAUUUUACCGGAGGCUGAUGGUAAUGAAGAGGUUUCAAGAAAUGCAUGAGGCUUCAGUCCUCAUUCAGGCUGCUUUUAGAAUGCAUAGAGCAUAUGUUAAAUUUCACACUUGGAAAUGUGCCUCGAUUGUAAUUCAGCAACAUUAUCGAACAUACAAAACUAGAAAAUUGCAAAGAGAAAAGUUUACCAGACAAUGGCAUUCUGCUGUGAUUAUUCAAGCUGCAUAUAAAGGGAUGAAAGUAAGACAGAUCUUAAGAGAAAAGUAUAGAGCUGCUAUCAUAAUACAGAGCACAUAUAGAAUGUACAGGCAUUAUCAUUUCUACCAGAAACUUCGGUGGACUGCAAAAGUAAUACAAGAAAAGUACCGAGCAAAUAAAGUGAAGCAGAAAGCUCUUCAAAACAGUACAUGUAAGGAAGAAAUAACUUGUAUUCAGGCAAGUUUUCAGGACAGUGACUUUAACAAACAAAUUCAGAGAGAGCAUGAGGCUGCCAUUAUUAUUCAGAAACACUUUAAAGCCUUUAAAAUAAGGAGGCACUAUAGACACCUCAGGUUGAAAGUCCUUUCUGUUCAAAGAGGACACAGAGCACUGCCUGCAACACAUGCUGAAGGAGUGAUGGAGCCGCACAGAGGUCUUAAGGCUGAAUGGAGAAAAUGUAAAGCUAAGAAGUAUUUACAUAAAGUGAAAGCUGCCUGCAUGAUUCAAGCUUGGUAUAGGUGUUGGCGAGCACGCAGAGAAUAUCUAGCUAUAUUAAAGGCUGUUAAGAUUAUUGAGAGCUGUUUCUGUGCUAAGCUGGAGAGAGCACGAUUUUUGAAUAUGAGAGCAUCAGCAAUUAUCCUUCAGAGAAAAUGGAGGGCUAUACUUUCUGAAAGAAUAGCUCAUGAGGACUUAAUUAUAAAAAGACAUCGAGCUGCUUGUUUGAUCCAAGCUUAUUUUAGAGGCUCUAAAGAAAGGCAGGUCUUUCUUCAGCAGAAGUAUGCUGCUGUGACCAUACAAAGAUACAUUCGAGCCAGGGAAGCUGGGAAGUGUGAAAGGAUGAAAUACAUUGAACUAAAAAAGUCUACAAUCCUUCUACAAGGACUGGUCCGUGGCUGGCUAGUAAGAAAGAGAAUUCUAGAAGAGAAGGCCAAAAUACGACUUCUUCACUUUACGGCAGCUGCAUACUGUCACCUAUGUGCUCUUAGAAUUCAAAGAGCUUACAAAUUGUACAUAGCUGUGAAGAAUGCUAAGGAGCAUAUUCACUCAGUCAUUUGUAUUCAGAGAUGGUUUCGAACAAGAUUACAACAAAAGAGGCUUAUUGAGCAAUAUCCUAGCAUCACAGAAACUGAGCAUGAAGUUCAACAAUAUCAAAGUCGGCAACAGCAAAACAGGGCUGCAUCAGUAAUACAGAAAGCAGCCCGCCGCCUUCUCCUUCGCAAAAGUCAGGAAAAACUUAAUAGUAGGAUCACUAAAAUUCAAGCACUAUGGAGAGGCUUUUCUUGGAGGAAGAAAAAUGAUUGUACAAAAAUUAGAGCCAUACGACUAAGCCUUCAAGCUGUUAAUAGGAACAUUGAAGAAGAAAACAAGCUCUACAAAAGAACUGCACGUGCUCUCCAUUACCUUCUGACUUAUAAGCACCUGUCUGCCAUUCUGGAUGCUUUAAAGCACCUGGAGGUAGUUACUAGAUUGUCUCCACGUUGUUGUGAGAACAUGGCUGAGAGUGGAGCUAUUUCUAAAGUAUUUGUUGUGAUCCGAAGCUGCAACCGUAGUGUUCCUUGCAUGGAAGUCAUUAAAUAUGCUGUUCAAGUCUUGCUGAAUGUUGCUAAGUAUGAGAACACUGCAUCAGCAGUUUAUGAUGCUGACAGCUGUGUAGACACACUGUUGGAGCUAUUGCAGAUGUACCGAGAAAAGCCUGGUGACAAAGUUGCAGAAAAGAGCGGGAGCAUUUUCACAAAAACAUGCUGCUUACUGGCUGUGCUGCUAAGGACAAGAGACCGAGCUUCUGAUGUACGGAGUAGAUCUAAAGUUGUUGACCGCAUUUAUAGUCUCUACAAAUUUACAGCUCAUAAACAUAAAAUAAGUACCGAAAGAACACUUGAUAAACAAAAGCAGAAUCUUCAUACAGGCUUUUCCUUUAUCCCAGAGACACCUGUGCGGACCAGAAUUGUUUCAAGACUUAAGCCACAUUGGGUUUUAGGACGAGAUAAUAUGGAAGAAAUCACAAAUUCACUGCAAGCUAUUCAAAUGGUGAUGGAUACACUUGGUAUUCCUUAUUAGUACAUGGAAAUAUUUUCAGUGUGGACAGCUAUUAUAGCCAUUCAUGAAUAUAUGAAGUGUUUCUCAGUAUAAAUUUAAAAAAAUCUGACUUUGUAUUAAAAAUAAAACUGUACAUAUUAUAAGAUACUAACCUGUUUAUUAAAUUCUUCAUUGUUUUUUAUUUAAAAGCUUAUACAUGUUACAAUCUAGUGUGUCAUAAAAUGACUAUACUGUUUUCUCAUGUCUGUCAUUUAAAGUAUUCAUUUAAAUGUCUUUUCCUUGAGAGAAAAUAAUGCAUUAUUUCUCCAGCUUUUUACAUAAGUAGAGGUUCCUUUUUAAAGCAUAUGUUGGAAACAGGAUUAGCCUACUCCCUUAGAAGUGGGAAGAAAAUAAAAUAUCCCCAAAAUGCUGUGGAAGGUGUCAUCAUUUGCAUCCUUAACUGGUUAUAGCGCCCAGUUAGGUAAGUGAGCUUUUCUAAGAAAAUGAUAAAUGCAUAGCUGUUGUGGAUUGAAUGUAAAAUGUUCUACACAGGCUUAUGUGUUUGAACACUUCAUCCCCAGCUCAUGUCACUCUUGGAGAAAGUUAUGGAACCUUUAAUAGGCUGAGCCUUGAUGAAGGAAGUGGGUGGGCAGACCUGGAGGUUUUCUGUAGUCUGGCCCUACUUCUGACUUUAAAUGCAGUGUGAGCAGCCAGCCUCCCACUCUUGCCACCAUGUUUUUCCAGCUCUGAUGGAGUAUAUAUCCCCUUGAAACUGUAAGCCAGAAUAAACAUUUUCCAUCCUUAA
Jaculus jaculus (lesser Egyptian jerboa) is the source of this 10357-nucleotide messenger RNA. RefSeq names its product assembly factor for spindle microtubules (gene Aspm). NCBI's taxonomy places the organism in Eukaryota, Metazoa, Chordata, Mammalia, Rodentia, Dipodidae. Gene Ontology annotation, molecular function: protein binding. The transcript is spliced from 28 exons. The record is from RefSeq and is a predicted model, not a curated record. Bases 1 to 9594 code for a protein of 3197 amino acids.